Molecule: messenger RNA, 3880 nt
Organism: Branchiostoma floridae (Florida lancelet)
Lineage: Eukaryota; Metazoa; Chordata; Leptocardii; Amphioxiformes; Branchiostomatidae
Product: DNA-directed RNA polymerase, mitochondrial-like
Exons: 32
Coding region: 144-3860 (1238 amino acids)
Biological process (GO): mitochondrial transcription
Cellular component (GO): mitochondrial DNA-directed RNA polymerase complex
Molecular function (GO): protein binding; mitochondrial promoter sequence-specific DNA binding; DNA-directed RNA polymerase activity
Source: RefSeq, a predicted model, not a curated record
CUAAAUUAUUCACCCCUCUGCCAAGUGUCAUUGGUUUAUUCCAACAUGGCGGCGUUGAGGUAGAAGAACUAUGCAUAGGUCACGUUGUUUUGGUUAUAUAACUUCGUCUGGUAGGUUAAUAUCGCUCUCAACAACAACGAAACAUGACGUUAAUUCUUCGCCUGACAUCUGUACGAAGUUUUCGGUCGACGCUAGGUUCCUCCGUGGGUCUGGGAUCGGUCUGGUUUGGAGGAUGUCCAACGUGCAACAAACUCAGGACCGCUGCACGGUACCAGAAUACUGUUGACUUCCGGACGUAUGCAAAUGUGGCUGCAAAGAAGAAAGACCCUCGUGUUGAGUUGUACACAGUGUUGUCAUCUAGAGCACAACAGCUAAGCAAGCCAGAAAAAGGUGAAGGAGUCAGACAAAGACAGAAGAAACAAGAGAUACUGAAGAAGAGGAAAGUGUCUAGUCACGUUAGACUUGAACCUGUGACAUCACCCCUUCACCCAGCACAACAGACACAUGCACAGAGAAGUCUAUCAAGCAAAUCAACCGUUAACAUGUAUACUACUGAUGAAGUGGAACAGAUGCAAACAUCACAAAGAGACAAUAGUGUGUCAAAAUGGCAGGCAACACAGAAGAAACCUUUCAGAAACACUCCCAGAGUCACAGAAUCAUUAGUGGAGGAAGAGCUGGAUGUUCUUGAGGAAGAGGAAGAAGCUCGUGAGAAAAUUGCAAGGAGACAGGAAGAGAUGGAGAAGAUGAAGAACAUUGAGAGGAGGCAGAAUGAGGAACAAGCUUAUAUCUUGUCAUUUAUGGAAGCAUGUGUGUCUAUAGGAGAGGUGGACAGAGCUACUAGAACCCUGCAUUACUUGAAGAAUCAGAAAAAGAAAAGGAAACAUUUAAAUGCUGAUAUCUACAAUGUUGUGCUGAAGGGAUGGGCGAAACAGGCCAAUAUGGACAAAAUUCGCCAUUUGUUCUUCAUGAUGACCAAAGAUGCCCUCCAGCCCAACCUACAGUCCUACGCAGCUGCACUGGAGUGUAUGGGCAGAGCGGGAUUGACAGGUGGUGUGCCCAUCAGAUGUGUGAAACAGAUGUACAAGGAGGGCUUCAAUCUAGAAGAUAUUUUUAGGGAUUGCACCUUCGAAGCUGAUGAACAAGAGUACAUAUUAAAGGCAAUACAAGAUGGUUGUGGGAUGGCUGACUUUGCCCCACCACUGCCUCCUCUGCCCCAGAGGUGUACAACGGAUCUCGUAUCAUCUAUCUAUGCAGACGAAAACAACAGCCAUGACAGUGAUGAGUCCUUGCAAGUACAGCCCCUGUUCACAGAAGAUGAGGUUUUACAGAGAUGUAAUGCCCAGCUGGAGAUGGAGACCCAACACUGGCUGAAAGUAGAGUCUGUGGAGGGGCAGAGACAGUCCAGUCAGGAAGUCCUGAAGUUGCGUGAGCUUCUGCAGACUCACAAGACAAUGUGGGAGGCAGGUUUGUUGGAGGCUUUCAGGACACUCAAAAAACAGAUGGACAGGCAGAGUAAAGUGAAAGGCCAGGUGAACAUCUAUCCUUUCCUGUGUGUGCUGGACGAUCAGGAAUAUGUGGAAAUGAUGGUGCAGGCGAUCUGCCUUGUAGCAGUGACCGGUGACCCCCUAUUGAUCAUAGCGCGUGAGCUCGGCAUGAAGAUCCAACAAAAGUACCGCAUCAAACAGAAACUACAGAGUGGCGGUGUUGAAAAGAUUGGACAGAUUUACCAAGACUACUGCAGCUUCAUGGUGAACAACAACCAGGGAGGGAAGCCUGGGCAGGCCAGGGAACUGUGGUCACAACUGGAGGGGGGGCAAGGUGUCGGACCGGGAGUGGGUGAUGAGUGUGCUUGGCCCAUCAAUCUGAUCAUCAAUUUAGGAAGUCUGUUGGUAGAUGCGAUGGUUAGGGAGGUGAAGAUUGACAAUAAUCUCUUCAGAAAGACCAGUGAACAGAAGCUGAUACCUGCCCUGUACCACAUGUACACCUAUAGGAACAUCAAGCAAGUGGGCAUCAUCAAACCCCACCCCAUGCUGGUACAGUUAGUAGAGGGUGCCCAGGACACCAGCCUUGUGUUUGACAGCAGCCUCCUGCCCAUGCUCAUGCCUCCUGUGCCUUGGUCUUCUGUCAAGAAGGGUGGCUUUCUAUUAUCUCCAACCAAGUUGAUGCGAUCCAAUGAUGCCACAUUGCAACAUGAACUACUCCUGGAGAAAGUUGGGACAUCGGAGUUAUAUCCCAUCUUGGACUCACUUAACCAGUUAGGAGCCUGUGCCUGGAAAAUCAAUCAACCAAUCCUGGACUUGGUUAUUCGAGUGUUCAACAACAAGGGCAGUAAAGAGUUGGACAUUCCCCAACCUGUCUCUGAGGCCCCUACCUUCCCCAAACUGGGAACAGAGAUCCUAACAAAUGGAGAUAAGCAAGCAAUGAGGAAGCAGAUGGCUCAAGUGCGGAAGUUACGCAGUGAGAUGCACAGUCUUAGGAUGGACAUGCUGUACAAACUGUCCAUUGCUAAUCGGUUCCGUCAUGAGAUUUUCUACUUUCCCCACAACAUGGAUUUCCGAGGCAGAGUCUACCCAUGUCCUCCCCACUUCAACCACCUAGGGAGUGAUGUGGCCAGGAGCAUCCUGGUGUUUGCUGAAGGACGCCCUUUAGGAGAAAAGGGGCUAGAAUGGCUCAAGAUCCAUCUGGUUAAUCUUACAGGCUUCAAGAAAAAGAACUCCCAGAUGGAGAGGUUAGAGUAUGCAAAUGAGAUGAUGGAGGAGAUAUUUGACUCUGCAGACAACCCAAUGACGGGCCAUAAGUGGUGGAUGACAGCAGACGAGCCCUGGCAGGCCCUUGCCUGUUGUAUGGAGAUCGCCAACGCUGUACGGUCACCCGACCCUCAGGCUUACGUCUCACACUUCCCUGUACACCAGGAUGGUUCAUGUAAUGGACUACAACAUUAUGCUGCUCUAGGGAGGGACAUCACAGGUGCUCACCAGGUUAACCUCAUGCCUGCUGAAUCCCCCCAGGAUGUCUAUAGUGGAGUAGCCCGGCAGGUGGAGAAACUGAGAGCUAAGGAUGCAGAAGAAGGAGUGAAGGUUGCUCAGGUGUUGGACGGCUUCAUCAAAAGAAAGGUGGUGAAACAGACAGUGAUGACUGUAGUUUACGGGGUGACGAGAUACGGAGGACGCCUCCAGAUUCAGCGGCAGCUGAAAGAUAUCCCAGACUUCCCUCAGGACCACGUGUGGGAGGCCUCUGGUUACUUGGUGAAGAAGGUCUUCAUGAGUCUGAGAGAGAUCUUCACUCUAGCCAGAGAGAUCCAAGACUGGCUGACAGAAAGUGCCCGUCUGAUUUCCCAUGUUGGCUCAGCAGUGCAGUGGGUUACCCCCCUCGGCCUUCCAGUGGUACAGCCCUACCACAAAGUCAAGAACAAAUUGGUCAGAAAUGAGAUGCAGAACAUCAUCUUGAAUGUUUCCACUGACACCUCAGAACGACCAGACAUCAUCAAACAGAAGAAUGCUUUCCCUCCUAACUUCAUCCACUCUUUGGACUCCACACACAUGAUGCUCACCUCCCUCCAUUGCCAGCAAGCUGGAAUACAGUACGUUUCUGUCCACGACUGUUUCUGGACACACGCCUGCACUGUGGACACUAUGAACAGGAUCUGCCGGGAGCAGUUUGUGUCGCUCCACAGCCAGCCAAUCCUGGAGGACCUCUCUAAAUACCUUCUCAAGGAGUACGGAAGUCUUCCUCCUGAACUCCAGACCUCGCCUACCGCAGUCUCCAAACAUGACAAACUCAUGGAGGUGCUGGUCGAUGUUCCACCAAAGGGAGAGUUUGACUUGAGGAGGGUGCUGGACUCCACCUAUUUCUUUAGCUAGUUAGGUUUUGUAGAAAUACA